CUUCUGUGUCCACUAUCUCUCUUUCACCCAUUAAUGACCAACAUGCCUUCUACACACUCUGUUACCCUCUCUACUGAUGACACCAUCAGUCAUCCCACUUACCCUUCAGUAUAUCUAAGAGGGAAGGGAUAGGGGCACCUGUGCAAGUUAGGUAAAGAGGUCAUCGUUGAUGUGGUGCUAUGUUACUGCUUGGUGAGACUUCGGGAGGAAGUGCAGGAUAUGGCUAGGUGGGUGGUAGGUGAUAAAUAAGUAUUUUGGUUUGGCUUUGGUUUCCAGGAAAGGGUGGUGUCAUGCUUUCUGUUUUAUGUGAGAGGAAGUGGCUAACGUUGGGAGGGGUUAAUCCUAGUUUCAUGUUCUUGUUGUUGUUGAUUUGCCUUUUUUCUGUAUUGAGUAAUGGAUGGUGUGAUGGAAUGCUGAAAUCUGAGAGGGGGUGGCCCUCCCCACGGGCCCAGGAAACAGAGGAUAAAAAAGAGAAGUGGUUAGUGAAAGAAAAGCUAAAAAAACUGAAUGAAAAAAACGACAAGCUGCUUUUAAUUACUAAAAGAGUAAUUAAAUAUCUUGAGAGGAUAAAGCCUUGUACAAGUGUUGAAACACAUCCUCAUAUUGAGCGAAGAAGAGGAUAAGUUUGAACUGUAUAUACAAGUUGAGUCACCCCAACCCAGGCUCGGAGAGGAAUGCCUCACUGUAUACACUUGCACUCCGUUGUGUAAGAAUCGGUCUGAUCUGGAGGAAUGAGCUUGAAGGAGAGGCUCUUCAUUUUCAACCAAACCGUUGUCUAAACAUAUAUCUAAAGAAAUCUGAUCUCCAGAUAGCAGAGCCAUUACUGUAAGUGAGUAUGGAUAUGUACCAGACCCCAAACAUCAGCAUUCCCACAUUCCCCCCCAUGGCAGAGAAUGAAGCUGCCUGGGAUCUGGUCUAUGCCAUCAUUCCACCGUACAUCUUCACCCUCAGUGUGGUGGGAAUUCUGGGAAAUGCCUUUGUCCUCACCGUGUUCCUGCUUCAUAGGGCCAAAUGGAGCGUUCCAGAAAUCUACCUGGGCAACCUCGCCCUAGCCGACCUUGUGAUGCUGUCCCUGCUGCCCUUCUGGGGCAUCAACAUCCUCAACGACUACGACUGGCCGUUCGGGGAAUUCCUGUGCAUCGCCGUCAGCCUCUCCAUCACCAUCAACAUGUACACCAGCGUCUUCCUGCUGGUCAUGAUCAGUGUGGAUCGCUACCUGGCCCUGGUGCAGACCAUGAAGGCCAGGUGGCUUCGGAGGAGGCGCUAUGCCAAGGCGGUCUGUGCAGUUUCGUGGCUCCUCGGCGUGGCCGUUUGCACCCCGGUGCUACCCCACAGGAAACUGCAGUACGACUCCGAGUAUCAGGUCAUGUCCUGCAUCCUCGAUUACCCGCACGACUCUUGGAAAGUGGCCCACCACAUCCUGCUCAACCUGGUGGGAUUCGCCUUGCCUUUCCUAGCCAUCUCUUUCUGUAGUAUCAAUGCUGCGAGAGCCCUGAACCAGAGGAGGAACAACACGUGCAGCUCCGACCGAGGCGACAGGAAGGCCACAGCACUGGUGUACGCCGUCAUUCUCUUCUUCUUUGUUUGCUGGGGUCCGUUCCAUCUGUUCACCUUCCUCGACGUGCUGUGCGACUUCCAGGUCUUACAGGUCACGGAGUGGCAGGAGGUCACAGCAAUCGGGAACCAGUUUGCGACGUACUUUGCGUUCCUGAACAGCAGUCUUAAUCCGCUGCUGUACGUCUGCACGGGGCAGUACUUCAGGAGGAAAGUCAGCGCGAUCUACCACAGGUACGAGCGGUCCAGAGGAUCAGAUGUGACCCCGCAACGGUCAGUCGUGUCGACGCUUCUGCACAAAACCGAUCACAUCAAGCCUGUUGUCUUAUAAAGUCAUCAAGUGAAAGGGGCAUGAUGAGAUGACGAGAUGUAUUUAGGGUGGGGUUUCUGGGCAUGUGGUGGAUUUAGAACAUUUCAAAAUAUACAGAGAAAAUUACUUAAGAUUUAUUUGAAUCUGUGUCAAGUUAUAGAUGUAAACUUUAUACUUUAUUAACAAUGAACCCCCUUGUAAUAGCCUUAUCAUGAAGUGAACAUUUUGUUUUCUUUAUUUUCCAUCCUGUGAUUUGUUUUUGCAUUUUUUAGUGUCUCACAAGCAUGCCUGUCUUAUCUCUACUGGCUGUCUUUACAGAAAUGGAGAGGAAACACAGAUGUGUGCGCUUCUGUAAAUAGUUUCAUUAGUCUAAGCUUCACAUAAGCAAGUGCAGGGCCUUCAGAGGAGGCAUGCCGUUCCCGCAGGAUAGAGAUCUCAGUAUCGUAAAAAGAUCUUCACGUCAUCUUGUAUUAUGAAAUUAUGAGGAUACAGGCAAAAGUACAAAUUAUGAAAUAUAUAUAAAAUUAGAAAAAGAUAUGUCUGUGUACUUGGUUAUUAAUUGUAAGUACUGUCAUUACAUUUAAAAAUCGUAUACAGAAUAUGAUAAAUGUAUUUCUAAAGUAUUUUGUGUGUUUAAUAUUGUUGGCGCACUUCAUUUCUAAAGCCAGACAUUAAACAUAGACAGUAUCCAU
This is a messenger RNA of Clupea harengus (Atlantic herring), 2556 nucleotides long. It is a transcript of the gene bdkrb1, whose product is annotated as bradykinin receptor B1. Gene Ontology annotation, biological process: cell chemotaxis; G protein-coupled receptor signaling pathway; calcium-mediated signaling. Gene Ontology annotation, cellular component: membrane; external side of plasma membrane. Gene Ontology annotation, molecular function: C-C chemokine binding; bradykinin receptor activity; C-C chemokine receptor activity. The record is from RefSeq and is a predicted model, not a curated record. NCBI's taxonomy places the organism in Eukaryota, Metazoa, Chordata, Actinopteri, Clupeiformes, Clupeidae.